GUGCCCAUGUAGGGAACUAACAGAGUCACUGCAGACUUUAAUAGAGGGCUUAAUGAUAAGAGUCCUCAUACAUAUAGACUCCAUCAGAGACAACACUGACCAGUGAGCACACAUUUACAGCCAGAGGGAGACAGACAGUGAAUAUGGCCAGUAAGAAAGCUGCAGCUAAAAGGGGCAAAACUGCUCAAAGGGGCUCUUCUAAUGUCUUCUCCAUGUUUGAGCAGUCACAAAUUCAGGAGUUCAAAGAGGCAUUUGGCUGCAUUGAUCAAAACAGGGAUGGAGUUAUUAACAAAUCUGACCUGAAGGAAACCUAUGGACAAUUAGGGAAGCUGAACGUGUGUGAUGAGGAGCUGGAGUCUAUGUUAGCAGAGGGAAAGGGACCCAUUAACUUCACUGUCUUUCUCACUCUUUUUGGAGAAAAACUCAAUGGCACAGACCCAGAGGAAACCAUCCUUGCUGCUUUUAAACUAUUUGAUCCAAAUGGUACCGGCGUUGUCAAUAAGGAAGAGUUCAAGAGGCUGUUAAUGAACCAGGCUGAUAAAUUUACAGCAGAAGAGGUUGACCAGGCUUUUUCAGUGGCUCCAAUAGACGUGGCUGGGAAUAUUGACUAUAAAUCAUUGUGUUACAUUAUUACACAUGGCGAUGAAAAAGAGGAAGCUUGAAUACAAAACAAAUCAUUUAUUUCAUUUGAUCCUAAUCAUCAUCACGUCUAUCUGCACAUAACUUACUUCUAUGUAUUUAUCAGAUUUUAAAUCCAGUUUUCCAAACACAAUAUCUACUACCAAAUUCAAAGAUGUGAUUUCGUGACAGAUGCUGCAUCAUUCAUAUCUUUUUACAGAAACAAAUAAAAUCUAAACAAAUUUGAAUAAAAACUGUUA
Messenger RNA from Triplophysa dalaica, 878 nucleotides. It is a transcript of the gene myl7, whose product is annotated as myosin, light chain 7, regulatory. NCBI's taxonomy places the organism in Eukaryota, Metazoa, Chordata, Actinopteri, Cypriniformes, Nemacheilidae. The record is from RefSeq and is a predicted model, not a curated record. Bases 144 to 662 code for a protein of 172 amino acids. Gene Ontology annotation, molecular function: calcium ion binding. Gene Ontology annotation, biological process: cardiac muscle tissue development; heart contraction. Gene Ontology annotation, cellular component: myofibril; cytoplasm. The transcript has 7 exons.